Clonostachys rhizophaga is the source of this 1044-nucleotide messenger RNA. The record is from the annotation of a GenBank genome assembly. Lineage: Eukaryota; Fungi; Ascomycota; Sordariomycetes; Hypocreales; Bionectriaceae.
AUGGUCUCUAGCAAGCGAAUCUCGGAGCGGAGAAGGCAGCAGAAUCUGCGAGCGCAGAAGAGUUACAGAGAGAAACAGAAGCGACGCUUGGAGGUUCUCGAGAACCUCUUAUCCGCUGGGGCUAGAUCUUCUAAUCUCGGUCAAGCCAUAGAGUCGACCUACGCAUCAUCAGACACCUUACAAUCCUAUAGCAUCACGCAGCAGCCCACCCGCGGGACAGCUGGGCAGGGAUCCCCAUCACCUCCCACUAACAUCGGCAUUAACGAUGCCGACGCUCUGAGAAUUUUGGCUGCCACGAUAGAGCCCGAAAAGUUGGAGUGGGUGAAGACACGGAUGGACGAGUCCAACAUUACCAUUCAAGACAUCAUCAAAGCCGGGCUAGAUGUGAUCCAGCAGCAAGUGCCAGGGACCACAGCCCAUGGGGUACGCACAGAUAGGAUCCUAGUACCAAAGAACGGCAUGCAUGCGCAUUCCCUAUUACUACCCGAUGCGUACGCCAACCACCUCCACAUAAAGUUGUUUUCUACAGUGGCCGCUCUCCGUGCCAAUGCCGAGGCCCUAGACAUCAACUUUGACGACCUGAUCAUCGACGAAACCAUCUCUCCGUUCUACGCUGCAUCUGCGACUCCGGAUCUCACCGAGGAGAUUGUACAGACAAGGUUCCACCACUUGACGGCUGACUUGCAGCCAACUAUAUUGCAGGUCCGGCAUGUGCACCACCCUUAUAUCGAUCUCAUUCCAUCCCGGACAUUUCGACAGCGUGUGAUACAAGCCAUCUCUGUUGAGCCACCAAUGAUUGACGAAGACGACUUGUGCAAGGACAUUGAGCACGAUGGCCUCAUCUGUUGGGGGUCCCAGGUGAGGUCGCGCGAGGGCUCGCCCGUUGGAUCCGGGGCACCAUGGGAUAUUAGAAGCUGGGAGGCACAGACAUGGUUCAUUAAGAAGUGGUGGUUUCUCAUCGGUGGAAAGGAUGGGGAGCUAUUCAAGCAGAGUCAGUGGUGGCAUGCGCUUCGAGGGGAUAAGCUAGGCGGACAGUUCUUCUGA